UAUGCAGGUUCUUUUGAUAACAAUGAAAGAGUUCAUACGCGAGUCUUGCAGACAGUUUAUAAAAAACUGACUGGCUCCAGAUUUGACUGCUCACGGUAUGGCUCACACUGGGAGGAAGUGGGAUUCCAGGGUGUGGAUCCAGCAACAGAUCUUCGUGGAACAGGCUUCUUGGGGCUGAUGCAAGUUCUCUACCUUAUUAUGAAUCCACAAACGUUGCCUCUUGCACAUAGUAUCUAUAAACUCUCUCAGCAUCAAUCUCAGAAUUUCCCAUUUUGUGCAAUGUCCAUCAACAUUACACGGAUAACCAUUCAGACCCUCCGGGAAGAGUGCCUUAACAAGGAGUGCAACCGUAGAAAGCAGGUGGUUGGUGUGGUAAAUGAUUUAUAUGUAGCAGCUUUUCUGCACCUGUACCAUAUCUGGAAAACCCAAAACAAAACCAUCUCCGAUUCAGGUCUUGUACUGAAAGGCUUUUACUUUUCCCGUGUCAGUGACAUAAAUAAGAGAACAUCCAGAAAUCAGUCCCAAAUCCUAGAACUUCCAGAAGUCUACCCCUGUGGCAGAGAUAAACAGAAGAAAGAAACAGUAUGUGAAUCAAGUGGCACAUCUUUUGCAUCUACAUCCAUAAGUAUCAACACUGCAGAUCUCGUCGACUGCAUAACAAAGUCAGAUCACAGCAACAGCAGUGAGGGUCAUUCUGGUGUUACACUUCUGAACACUACAACAGAGAAAAGCAGAGAAAACAUAAAGCCUGAAAGUGCAGUGACCCACAGCUCACGCUCCAAGCGGAUUCGUACAUCUUUUACUUAUCAACAGUUGUUGGUUUUGGAGGCCACAUUCCAGGCCAGCCAAUACAUCUCAGUAUAUCAACGAUUAAGUUUGGCUUCUGCACUGCAAUUGACAGAGACAAAAGUAAAAAUCUGGUUUCAAAACAGAAGAACAAAGUGGAAGAAGCAAAAAGAAGAGAAGGACAGUUUGGACUCCGAUAGUACAAAUCAAGGUAGCUGCUUUCUGAGCAGCAGACAGCUUCAGCCUAGUCUCUGCUGCUGUAGCAUGCCAGGCUCUACAUAUAACCGCGAGAUAAUGUUGACGGGUAGUCACAGCAGUCUCUUUCCAGUUACAUUUCCCUUCCGUACUGCUGUAAUUUAAAAUCUACAGGAAACUUUUUUUUUUAUUUUAAAGCAGAAAUAACAUAUAUUCAUUAUUUAUAUAACAUAUCUUAUUUCUGGCUGGUUUUCUUUUUUUGCUGUAAAGCCUCUUUGUAUACAAAUAAAAGGUGAUGUAAUUUAUUCCAAAUGACAUGUGGGUAGCUGGAGAUAUGGAAAUGGAACUGCGAACAUGAAAAUAAUUAAACUAUUUGCAUGAUUUGCUGCUGUAAAGCAGUAAUUGUUUGAUAAACCAUAACAGUUCAUAUGAACAUGUUCAAGUACAUAAAUGUUACUGGCCAGUGGCUGUUUAUUAUUUACUAGCAACUGCAGAAAGAGUGACCUUCCAUUAACCUACCCCAUUACUGUACACAUGCUACUACUCUUUCACCUAGGAGUCUGUAAGAUUAUGACUUGGAUUAGCAUAUCAUGACUGCAAAAAAAAAAAAAAAAAAAAAGUCUCACUCCCAGAGCAAAACUAUUCCAUCAUAGAAAGUACAAAAAUGCACAUCAGCCUUGUUUUCUAUUAUUUAAAAAUAUAUCUGGUGUAUUUUUGUGCAGCAACUGCAUGGUAUCUGUUGCUAGGUAUAGUUGCCUUCUAGGUGUUGCUGGGCCCAGUAGACUGUGGUCACUGUAUAACACUAAGUGGAUGUAAUUUAGUUUUUCAUGCAUAGUAGUACACUUUGAGAAGACAACGGAAUACCUUACAUAACAGAACUGCCAUUCUCCUGUGAAUAUCAGCACAAUAAAAUAUUCUAGUUUAUUUGUAUGAUAACAUAAAAGUCUGUUUUUUUAUUUUCAGAUUUGAGAAAUGAGGUUCAGAAACUUGAAGAAUUUUAAUUUUCAAUAAAAUGUUGGGGAUACCUGUGUACAUCUUAUCAACCACAGACUAGAUUAUUUCAUGAAAGUGUGUCGAUGUAUAAUGUAACCCGUGCAAUU
This is a messenger RNA of Protopterus annectens (West African lungfish), 2081 nucleotides long. RefSeq names its product ELMO domain containing 3 (gene ELMOD3). Gene Ontology annotation, biological process: regulation of DNA-templated transcription. The transcript has 5 exons. Gene Ontology annotation, molecular function: DNA binding; DNA-binding transcription factor activity, RNA polymerase II-specific. The annotation marks the transcript as partial. The record is from RefSeq and is a predicted model, not a curated record. Lineage: Eukaryota; Metazoa; Chordata; Ceratodontiformes; Protopteridae.